Molecule: messenger RNA, 1036 nt
Organism: Glycine soja
Lineage: Eukaryota; Viridiplantae; Streptophyta; Magnoliopsida; Fabales; Fabaceae
Product: putative cysteine-rich receptor-like protein kinase 32
Exons: 5
Biological process (GO): protein phosphorylation
Molecular function (GO): ATP binding; protein serine/threonine kinase activity
Source: RefSeq, a predicted model, not a curated record
AUGGGGAAUGACACGCUUAAUUUGGUAGUGUCUGACACAUUUAACAAUUUAGUUGAGCUUCAAAAUGAAGUGAACAAUGGCAAUGCUUUAAGAAUUUUCAGCUACGCAUCAAUCAUUGCAGCUACGAACAAGUUCUCAAUAGACAACAAGUUAGGAGAAGGGGGCUUCGGACCAGGAUUGUUACCACAGGGAGAAGAAAUAGCAAUCAAAAGACUUUCGGAAGAUUCGACUCAAGGUGAAAAAUUAGAUUGGAGAAAACAUUUCAACAUAAUUGAUGGGAUUGCUCAAGGACUGCUGUAUCUACAUUAGUAUUGAAGAUUAAGAGUAGUUCACAGAGAUCUGAAAGCAAGUAACAUUCUAAUUGAUGAAAACAUGAAUCCCAAAAUUUCAGAUUUUGGCAUGGCUAGAAUUUUCACUCAAGAGUCAGAUAUAAACACUAAAAGGAUUGUUGGGACAUAUGGUUACAUGUCACCGGAAUAUGCAAUGGAGGGAAUUUUCUCUUUCGAAUCUGAUGUCUAUGCUUUUGGAGUCUUGCUGCUAGAAAUUAUUAGUGGCAGAAAAAACAAUACUGCUGAAGGGCCACUCAAUCUAGUAGGACAUGCUUGGGAGCUAUGGAAACAAGGCCAUGCACUAGACCUCUUAGAUCCAACUUUAAUAGAAUCUUUCAUUCAAAAUGAAGUAUUAAGAUGCAUUCAUGUUGGUCUUUUAUGUGUAGAAGAAUGUGCAGCUGAUCGCCCCAAUAUUUCAGAAAUGAUACCCAUGUUAAACAGUGAAAUUGCAACAUUUCCAUUGCCUAGAAGACCAGCAUUUUACCGCGGAAAAAAGCUGGUUGAGGAAUAUGACUCUUUUAUUGAUAAUGAAAUCCAUUCAGUGAAUGGUUUAACUAUUUCCAACAUAGGUGGAAGAUAAAUCUAUUAUUAAAUGCAUAGAUUGGAAAAUGGUGGUGUAUUUUUUACCAUUUCAUGUUUGCAAAUGUAUCCCAAAUAUUUCGUUGUCUAAUUAGCAUUCUUCAAUCAUCUAAAUGCAGUUUAAAUUA